AUGAAUAAUUACACUCUUAAGCAUCCUUCGACCAUAGGUAGAGAUUACAUGGUUGAAAAUUUCAAUCAAGCGUUCAAUAUGAAUAUAACUUAUGGUUUCUUCAAAAACAAGCUUGAUGAAUUCAAAAAAAGUUAUAAGAGGUGGAAGGUUCUUAUGCAUAAAACGGGUAUCACGGUUGAUCCAUAUACAUCUAUGAUAUAUGCAUCUGAUAAGUGGUGGAAUGACCAAGUGUUUGUAAACGUGGGAGUAGUUCACAAAGAUCUGGGAGAAGUGCAAGAGUUUCUAUUGGAAGUGGUUCACGAGGAAAUCGUAGGAGACAAUCCUUUGAGACAAUUAUACAAGACACUAUAGCUGGGUAUAGAGAGUUCCAGCGACAAAGUGUUCAACAACUUCGUCCCGGUAGUUUUGACCAAGAUGAUUACGAUUAAUUCAAAAAGGCGGAAGCUAUACUCACUGCGCUAG
Molecule: messenger RNA, 462 nt
Organism: Capsella rubella
Lineage: Eukaryota; Viridiplantae; Streptophyta; Magnoliopsida; Brassicales; Brassicaceae
Source: RefSeq, a predicted model, not a curated record